GCUUCACAUAAUUAUUGAGUAUGCUGCUUUAUAAACAAGGUUUCACGUGACGUUCUUAGUUUUGCUCACCACCAACAAAUACAACGAACAACAUUGGUUCAUAAAUCGUAGCUGUAAUUGCUGGGUGCAGGUUGCCCAAGACCCAUAUAACUGUUGGUUGGGGACUCUCCUGACGGUCCGUUUUUCCCUGCACCUACUGGGCCUUGAUUACCGAUUUUCGCCCUUUUCUGGCUCGCCUUGCAACAUUCCUUAUUUCAUGAGUGCGUAAGGUUCAAUACCAUAAAAAAUGACACUUAAGGAUGAAAAAAUCGUAGCUGAAGAAUCCAUCAAGGAAGAUGUUGAUCCAUAUUUGGUUAGUUGGGAUGGAACGGAAGAUCCUAAAAACCCCCAUAAUUGGCGUGCAUCUCGAAAAUGGGCACAGUUGAUUGUCGUUUCAAAUUUUGCUCUCUUGGGACCAUUCGCUUCAUCCAUGAUUGCACCGUGUUUGGACCAAAUUUCCCAACGUUUCAACAUCACCAACUCGACAGAACGAGCUCUCGUACUCAGUAUUUAUUUGCUUGCAUUCGCCAUUUCUCCUAUGAUUAGUGCACCCUUGUCAGAAGUAUUUGGUCGUAGAAUGCUACUUCAAUAUGGAAACGUGAUUUUUGUUGUUUUUAACAUGGCUUGCGGGUUGGCGACAAACAAGACCCAAAUGUAUAUUUUCCGAUUUCUAGCAGGCUUUGGUAGUGCUACUCCUAUGGGUCUGGGGAGCGGAACUAUCAGCGACCUGUUUUACCCGUCAGAACGUGGCAAAGCAGUUGCAGUCAUGUCACUUGCUCCUUUACUUGGCCCUACAGUGGGGCCAGUAAUUGGGGGUUUCAUUGCUCAGUACACAACAUACAAAUGGAUUUUCUGGUCCUCUACGAUUUUAAGUGGAAGUAUCUUGCUUGUUUCCAUUCCAAUUUUGCGUGAGACGUAUCCGAAAACUCUGCUUGCGGCAAAAGCUCGGCUUCUUAACAAAGAAGCGGGCCAUCAAAAAUACCAUACGGAAUGGGGCAUUGAGCAUCGUCCAAAAUUGGAUGUAAUUUCGGAGGCGCUUAUGCGUCCUGUUCGAAUGGUUUUUACUCAACCACUGGUUAUCAUAUGCUCUGGGUAUAUGGCGAUCCAGUACGGCAUUCUAUACCUUGUUCUUACUACGUUUCCUAUUCUAUGGACACAGCAUUAUCACGAAACACCUUCCAUUGCUGGUUUAAAUUACAUUGCUUCAGGAAUUGGCCUUGUUCUUGGUAGCCAAGCAUCAGGUGUCUUUAUUGAUAAAGUGUUUCGAUACUUACGGGCGAAACAUAAUGGAAAGUUUUAUCCAGAAUUUCGCGUACCUAUUAUUCUUUUAGGCACAAUGUUCUUUCCCACAGGUCUGUUUGUCUAUGGUUGGACAGCCGAAAAACAUACACAUUGGAUCGGCCCAGACAUUGGAGCGGCAAUGUUUAAUGUAGGUCUCAUGUUGGGUUGGCGUGGCAUUCAAGUAUAUUUGAUUGACACGUACAUUAUAUAUGCGGCUUCUUCAACCGCUGUAGCAUGUUGUGUUCGAUCUGUCGCUGCCUUUGCAUUCCCACUUUUUGGUCAGGCCAUGUACGAUAAAAUGGGUUAUGGUUGGGGAAACUCAUUAUUGGCGUUUGUCGUUUUAGGCUCCUCCAUUAUUGUGUGUACAUUACUUUGGUUUUUCAGCAAAUUUCUUCGUAGUAUUUCUUCUAUGACAGUUUUCAAGGAGCCUUAGGAGAGCGCGUACAAUUAGCGGGCAUUAUUUCCGCCGUUCAAGGUGUGUUUCUACUACUGUUUGGCAAAUGUUGUUCAUUCAUUUUACUUUUUUUCUUCACUAGCACUCUGUAAAUAUUAAUUAAGCUAGUCCUUUCUUCGUUUGAUACUUGUAAAUGAUUCUGUUGUCUGGUUAAUUGAGCAUGGUAAUUACGUUAUAGUCAUGUUCACGUUCUAAGCCUUCAACUAAAAUUAUUCUAAAAUGAUGAUUAAGGACUUAGUGCUAGUAAUUUUUAAACAUUAGAUGAACAGAUGUUAAAACAUUUAGUAAGGAAAUCACCGUUAUUCGCCAAA
Molecule: messenger RNA, 2085 nt
Organism: Schizosaccharomyces japonicus yFS275
Lineage: Eukaryota; Fungi; Ascomycota; Schizosaccharomycetes; Schizosaccharomycetales; Schizosaccharomycetaceae
Product: membrane transporter
Exons: 4
Coding region: 287-1753 (488 amino acids)
Biological process (GO): transmembrane transport
Cellular component (GO): membrane
Molecular function (GO): transmembrane transporter activity
Source: RefSeq, a predicted model, not a curated record